UCAUGUCAUUUGACAGACAAUAACAGCUGAUAUUUGUUAUUUUGAUCAAAAAUUGGGAUAAAAAUCUCAGGUGGAAACGGUCCAUGAGAUAUAAUUGUGUUUUUAUUCUACAAUCUGUACAAUUAACAGUAUUUUGACGUGCAGAUAGAAUUUAUCAAGUUUCAUCUUUGUAUGACAAUGCCCACCGGCAUUACUUUUUUAUAAAUUCAUUUGUGGUUAUAUAAGCUAAAUUAUGGCAGCGAGGAAAGUAUUGAUUGGUGGUGGUACAGGCUUCAUUGGUCGUAAUUUGGGAGACCUACUUGCUAUAAAAGGCUACAAUGUAACGAAUGUGGCCCGUAUGCCUGGCGCAAACAAUAUUUCAUGGACCAACUUGGAAAAAUGUGGCUUGCCUAAAUCAUUUGCAGUUGUUAAUUUAGCUGGCCAGCAAUUUAUGGAUUUCACAAAAUCUUGGACACCUGGGUUCAAACAAAAUGUUCAAAAUUCUCGAGUAUGUACUACCCAAGCUUUAGCAAAAGCCAUCAAUAAAACGGAAGACAAACCAAAGGUUUUUGUUGUACUGACUGGUGUUGGUGCCUAUGAACCUUCAGAGUUAAAUCGCUAUGAUGAAACAAGUCCAACUACAGGCCAUGACUUUUUUUCACGGUUGACUGUUGAAUGGGAAAAAGCAGCUCAUGUUGAUCCACCUGUGCGUCUUGUCAUAAUUCGCUCCGGCGCCGUCCUCGGACGAUGGGGAGGGAUGAUCAAGAACAUGUUUCUGCCAUUUUACUUCGGACUCGGCGGACGCAUCGGCACCGGCAAGCAGUUCUUACCUUGGAUACACAUAGACGACCUCACGCGACUCAUACUCUUUGCAAUCGAAAAUGAGAACGUCAAAGGUAUACUGAACGGCGUGGCGCCGCACGUUAUUACCAAUGACGACUUUACACAGUCAUUCGCAAAGGCGUUGCGACGACCUGCCUUCAUACCCGUCCCAGAGCGUUUACUGAACUUCUUGCUCGAUCCAGAGCGGGCAAUGAUCAUGACGAAAGGUCAACAUGUAGUCCCAAAACGAGUUCUACAGUAUGGAUUUAAAUACAACUACCCUCGCAUUGACGUAGCUUGUGAAGAAUUCGCACAUCUCUGCCCGAAGAAACACCCACUCAAAUAAACGCCAAGGUAUUUUUGUCAGUCCUUUGUUUGUCAUUGUGGAAAAAUUACCGACGUACGUAAUGAUGUUGAAGAAAAUGUUGUGCAAUUUAACAAUUUCACAUUGUCUGUUGAAUACUCUUAGAUUCAUAAACUUAAGUGAUUGUUGUUAAUAAAUUAUUGUCUUUAGAAAAUAA
Trichoplusia ni (cabbage looper) is the source of this 1322-nucleotide messenger RNA. RefSeq names its product epimerase family protein SDR39U1 (gene SDR39U1). The record is from RefSeq and is a predicted model, not a curated record. NCBI's taxonomy places the organism in Eukaryota, Metazoa, Arthropoda, Insecta, Lepidoptera, Noctuidae. The transcript is spliced from 5 exons. Bases 233 to 1147 code for a protein of 304 amino acids.